AUGAACCGGAACCAGUUUGAGUCGCUUCUAUGUCUUCUCCAUGAAGGCCUACCCAAUAAAAGCAAGAUGUAUGAAACUCAUGGCUACAAGAUAACCAAGGGAAGAGGCUAUUACAUCUUCAAAUUUGAGGAUUAUAAAUGCACCGUGGAAUUUGUACGAUCACAUUUUCUUGUUAAGGAAGGGAUUCGCCUAGGUGCACGAGGGAACUCAAAUCCAACUCUAUCGAUAGACCAAAUUGACAAGUCAGCUGCCCGUUGGAAACGAGCUGACAUUCUUGUCUUCAACACUGGGCAUUGGUGGACUCAUGGAAAGACUGCUAGGGGGAAAAAUUACUAUAAAGAGGGUGAUUAUAUUUAUCCCAAGUUUGAUUCAGUGGAAGCUUAUAGGAGAGCCCUGAAGACCUGGGCAAAUUGGAUUGAUAAAAACAUUAAGGCUGACAAGUUGGUCUUUUAUCGUGGUUACUCAUCUGCCCAUUUCAGAGGUGGAGACUGGGAUUCAGGAGGAACGUGUAAUGGGGAGACUGAACCUAUUUUAAGUGGAGCCUUCCUCAAUAAUUAUCCUGUGAAGAUGAAAAUAGCGGAGGAGGUGAUCCAGGAAAUGCAGUUUCCAGUGGUGCUACUCAAUGUAACGAGGUUGACGAAUUUUCGAAAGGAUGGCCACCCAUCAAUAUACGGAAAGAAUGUUACCGCUGGGAGAAGGGUAUCCACCAGGCGGCAAGAUUGCAGCCAUUGGUGUCUUCCUGGGGUCCCUGAUGCAUGGAAUGAGUUGAUUUAUGCCACUUUGGUCAGGCAACAUGCUUCGACCACUCAUCUGUAAGGAUCUUUUUCAUUUUUAUGCACAUGUUCAUGGUAUACUCCCAUUAGUCUGGAAAGCAUUGGAACCUUCACAUCAUGCUGAGGGCCAACGGCACAUCCACAAACGCAACAAUAGAGAGAGAGAGAGAGAGAGAGAGAGAGACAGCGGCUUGCUACAUUGUGUGUUAGUUCUCCUUUAUAUAUUUAGUAAGCGAUGUACUGGCUACUAUCACCAUACUCUUCCGUAGUUCCAGGUGAAUUAGUCAAAUCAAAUACAGGCUAUAGUGACCUUCCUUAGCUAUCAUGUACAGAAUGGCAUGUGCCCUUUAUCAUUGUGUAUCUUGUGUUUCAGUUAAGUA
This is a messenger RNA of Ilex paraguariensis (yerba mate), 1153 nucleotides long. NCBI's taxonomy places the organism in Eukaryota, Viridiplantae, Streptophyta, Magnoliopsida, Aquifoliales, Aquifoliaceae. The record is from the annotation of a GenBank genome assembly.